Coregonus sp. 'balchen' is the source of this 4837-nucleotide messenger RNA. The record is from the annotation of a GenBank genome assembly. NCBI's taxonomy places the organism in Eukaryota, Metazoa, Chordata, Actinopteri, Salmoniformes, Salmonidae.
AUGUGUUGUAGGUGAAAAUUUUUUAACCUUUUUGUUUUGGUUUUAUGUUUUUAAACCGUGUUGUGUUUUAGUGUAAUAGAUUUAAUGGGUUUUUUUAGUUGGGGAAAAGUAUUCCUUUGUUGUUUGUAGGUGAAUGUUUUAACCUUGUUGUUUGGUUUUUAAAGUAUUUUAACCCGUGUUGGAGGUAAGGGAUUCUAACCCGUGUUUGUUAGUGUGAAUAGUUUUUAAUGGUUUUGGGGAAAAAGUAUUUAACCUGGUUUUGUGGAAAGAUUUUUAACGGUUGGGGGUUUGAGGUUGUGAAAAAUUUUUUUUUUUUUAAAUUUUCCCUGUUGAGUUGGGGAAUAGAUUUUAACCGGGGGUUUUUUUAUUAAUAUAUUUUUCCCCGUUUUUGUUGGGUGAAAUUUAACCCUUGUUGAGUUGAAAGCCUUUUUGGGAGUUUGGGUAGAAAGUGUUGGGGGUGAAAACCAACUGGGGGAGGGAAUAGUUUCUAAAUUUGUUUUUAGGGGAAAGAACGGGGGAGGGAUUUUUGGGUUUGAGGGAUGUUUUUUUUUUUUUUUUUUUUUUUUUUUUUUUUUUUUUUUUUUUUUUUUUUUUUUUUUUUUUUUUUGGGGGGGGGGGGGGGGGGGGGGGGGGGGGGGGGGGGGGGGGGGGGGGGGGAGAAGGUGGGAGAGUGAGAGGGUGGUGGUUGGGAGAGUGAGAGGGUGGGAGAGUAAGAGGGUGGGAGAGUGAGAGGGUGGUGGUUGGGAGAGUGAGAGGGUGGGAGGAGUGAGAGGGUGGUGGUUGGGAGAGUGAGAGGGGUGGUGGGUAGAGGGUGGAGAGUGAGAGUGGUUGGGAGAGUAGAGGGUGGUGAGAGUGAGAGGUGGUGGUUGGGAGAGUGGAGAAGGUGGGAAGAGUGGAGGGUGGUGGUUGGGAGAGUGAGAGGGUAGUGGGAGAGUAGAGGGUGUGGAGGAGGUGGAGGGUGGUGGUUGGGAGAGUGAGAGGGUGGGAGAGGAGGGUGGGAGAGUGAGAGGGUGGUGGGUGGGAGAGUGAGAGGGUGGUGGUUGGGAGAGUGAGAGGGUGGGAGAGUGAGAGGGUGAUGGUUGGUAGAGUGAGAGGGUGGGAGAGUAAGAGGGUGGGAGAGUGAGAGGGUGAUGGUUGGUAGAGUGAGAGGGUGGGAGAAUAAGAGGGUGGUGGUUGGUUUAGGAAGAAGUAACCCUCCCUCUUAUCCUUCUUAGGAAGGACAUUAGUCUAACUGACGAUCUUUCUCUCUGUCGAUCUUUCUCCCACUUGCUCUGUCUCCCUCCCUCCCUCCCUCUCACAGAGACAACUGUGUGUUUAACAGCAGACCCCAUUCCAGACAGAUGAAACAUUCUGCUGUGUUGACCCCUCCUCCCAUCCACAGCAACGGCCAGGGGAACAGAGAGGUGAGAACACAGUACCAUCCACACUGUGAAUAUCUACCAGGCCUGAUGCAGCUGCUGCCAUUACACCUGUGGAGACACCAUAGUAAUGGAGGCUACAGCCAUUUCAGGACUAGAUUUCUACCAGGCUUCAUAUGUGCAUACUCCCCUAUGAAAGUGAGUAUAAUGGCACAUGUCCCCUCUCCUCUGUCCUCUCCAGCUGCAGCCAUUGGCACCAGAGACAACUCUGAACUACAGCCACCUCAGCCACAGUGUGAGCAGUCACCUGGACUCCUCCCCUGAGUGCAGUGAGACGGGCCAGGACGUCCCCUUCACAUGCAAGGGUAAGAGAACUCCAGGGGCAACAGCAGACAGAAGAGAUACGGGAGAGGGAGAACUGUGGGUAGAUGUGGGCACGGACCACAAAGUCAUGUAUUACAGAAUAUAGACAGGGACGAUUGGGGACAAUAACGUUUACAUUUUAUUAUCUUAUCUUAGAUCAGGAUGUUGGUGUACUAGAGCCUCUGUCUCAAUCUCCUACUAAUCAAAUGUCUCCCUUGAUUGAACAGAGAGGCAGCAGAUCCUCAAAAGGGUUCACAACAUUGCAGUGAAGGCAGCUCGCCGCCGCUCCAAAGCCCUGGAAGUGGACGCCCUGCAGCUGCCCCCUCCUCCCUCCACCCUGGACCCCAAGAAGCACAAGAGCAGCCUGUCUCUGAGUGAGGCGCCCCCUAGGGGCCUGGCCCUGCUCCGUGGCCAGCAGCCCAGCCCUGAGCCCCGCCACGCCACCUCAGAUGAAAACCUAUCCAGCAGCACGGGGGAGGGGCCUGUCUCCCAGGGCACCUGGACACGUCCACGUAAUCGCCAGCCCGCCCCCAAGAACCCAAACCCCACCCUCUGCGAGCAGGACUUCGAGGCUCGCCGCCGGAAGAGACGCUCCCGCUCGUUCGAGGUCACAGGUCAAGCAGUGAGUAGUGUUCAUUAUCUAGCUCCCUGAGUAGUAUCUGAUGAUUCAGUACUGUAUGUUAGUAGAGUCAUCAGCAGCUGUGAUUGAUCGAUUUGACAAUUACAUAGACAUAUAAAGCGGUUCCAGCCGGAGACAACGUUACAGUACAUAGCCUACACGAUAUCAGCCUUAACACACUACUUCUUCCCUCCCCCUGCUCAGCUGUCUCAGUCUAAGACCAAGGCAGCCCAACGUUUCCACCCACUGGACAGCACGUCAGACCCCCACAUCAACGGGCAGCCCCAUGCCCCCCUGUUACGUCCCCUUCACAGGGGGGUCCCUCCUCUCACCAAAGUUCGGCUGCCCCACAACAACCACCAAACAGGUCAGCCUCCUUUCACCCACACCUCCACAUUUAAAAUAAUAUUACUGCAUGAAGCCAUGGUGGGGUUCAAACCUUAUGUCACCCACUGCACUACCAUCAGGACAAACUGGAUUCAUUGCCCAUCUCCUCACAGUGGAGCUAAUUACAUAUAUCAACACACUGUUCUUAAACAGGUCUCUGUAUACAGUUUUUGACUCAUGCUUUUUACAGGCCCCAUCACAGAGUCCUCCCCAGUCCACUUGAGCAACCUGAAGCGUGUGUCUCAGCUGCGCCAGCCCAUGCUCUACACCGCGGGCACCGGAGGCCAGCGCACCCGCAGGCACUGAGGGCCUAAAGGCCUAAACUUCUCCAGGGUCAUGGGUCAUGUUCAUUAGGGCAUGCAAUGGAAAACCAAAAUGAGUCCCUUCCUGUUUUCUUCAGUUUGGUGCCUAAUGAACAUGACCCAGGACGUCCCAACACCAGCACUGCCCUGACUAGCUCACCCUGAGAAUGUGGACUGGAUGGACUGGACUGGACAAAGCGGGACUCUCCAGUCUCCACCUUCGUGCUCCUGAUUGGCCCACAGCCUAGUCUAACCCUGGGGCCUUGAGCCCCUCAAAUGUCCUCUGGCCCCUGACCUCUGACCGUGAUCUCCACACUGGCUGUACAUUGAACCCAGAGACCUAGCUUUUCCUCGUGCUGAUCACUAGUAGGAUGGAUGAUGCCCCAAGACAAGAGGAUUGAAUACCUCACCAUCACAGACCCCAAAGAUUACUCUUCUGUCUGUGACAUUGUCUGAAAUGGCGCCCAAGUUCUAUAAAGUGCACUACUUUUGACCUGGCCCUGGUCAAAUGUAGUGCACUAUAUAGGGAAUAAGGUGCCAUUUCAGACACACACUGUGACUGUUUUCCCUGCUCCUCAUGUUUCCCUGCUCAAGUGGUCCUGUGAGUGACCAUCCACUGGCCACCACUAACCGCUACUAUGGCCCUGUACACACUUCGGUUCAACAGAUGAUUUGGCACAAUGGUUGUGAUACAACUUAAGAGUUUUUCUGCACAAAAAUAAUUACAAAAGCCUUGUGGACACACUGCACACACAAUAGUUGUGUACACAUUUGUUGUGCAGACAAACUCUCUGUUGUAUCACAAAAAUAUCAGUUGUAUCACAUCCAUUGUGUCAAAUGCGUUGUACAUCAGUUGUACAACCUGAGUGUGUACGGGGCCUAUGAAUGAGCUGUAAAGAAGACCCUUGUAACAAUAGCCUAGUAGACUACAUCCUACUGCUUUGAUGACUUCAAUGCUUGUUAUCAUGAUGAAGUGCUGAUGAAGCCUCAAUUACAUCAAAUCAAAUGUUAUCUGUCACAUGCACCGUAUACAACAAGGUGUAGACCUUACUGGGAAAUGCUUACAGACGAGCCCUUGACCAACAAUGCAGUUUAAAAAAAAUAAGAGUUAAGAAAAAUAUUUACUAAAUAAACUAAAGUAUCACAAUAAAAUAACAGUAACGAGGCUAUAUACAGGGGGUACAAGCUAACGAGUGGAUUGAUUUUGUAGAAAUGUUAACUAAUGUAAUCUAAUUUAUAGACAGUCAUGCAGCUGUUAUUGGGUCAAUCCAAUUAACAAGACGGGGUAAAUUAAAUACUGACCAGGACUUGGUCCCAGAUCUGUGAUCUUGCCAACUUAAAGGGAUACUUCAGGAUUUUGGCAAUGAAGCCCUUUAUCUAUUUCCCAGGGUCAGAUGAACUUGUGGAACCAUUUUUAUUUCUCUGCGUGCGUUAGCACCAUGACUGGAAGUCUAUGAUAACUGCUAGCAUGCUUGUAGAUACCAUAGACUUCCAGUUAUUGUGCUAACGCUAGUUAGCAUUGGCUCACAAAACUACCUCUAACUUCCUUCAUACCGGAUACAGAGACAUGCAAAUUGUAUCCAUGAGUUUAUUGGACUCAGGGGAAGUAGAUAAAGGGCUUCAUUGCCAAAAUCCCGAACCUUUAAUUGCUGUCAUUGUGAAGCCAAAUGUUUGUCAUGACAAUGAGUAACAGAGAGUUGGCAUGAAGGCUAGAAUACAGGACCCAGUACAUCAACAAUCUCUGAGGGUAGAUUUGACAUAUGAACAACAAUAAUAUUAUUUUCAUUCAUUACUGCAUAGGUCUGUAA